This is a messenger RNA of Nipponia nippon (crested ibis), 2074 nucleotides long. RefSeq names its product potassium two pore domain channel subfamily K member 10 (gene KCNK10). Gene Ontology annotation, molecular function: potassium ion leak channel activity; outward rectifier potassium channel activity. Gene Ontology annotation, biological process: potassium ion transmembrane transport; stabilization of membrane potential. The record is from RefSeq and is a predicted model, not a curated record. Lineage: Eukaryota; Metazoa; Chordata; Aves; Pelecaniformes; Threskiornithidae. Gene Ontology annotation, cellular component: plasma membrane.
AUGAAAUUUCCAAUCGAGACUCCAAGAAAACAGGUCAACUGGGAUCCUCAAGUGGCUGUUCCCUCACCAGUGCCAGCUUGUGAACCCAAGCCCAAAACUAACGGGCAUUACCCAGCUCCACGACUCUCUGUUUCCUCCCGAGCCACUGUUGUUGCUACCAUGGAAGCGCCUUCUCAAGGCCUGCAGACAGUCAUGAAGUGGAAAACAGUGGUGGCCAUCUUUGUCGUGGUGGUAGUUUACCUGGUGACAGGAGGACUCGUCUUCCGUGCCCUGGAGCAGCCCUUCGAAAGCAGGCAGAAGAACACAAUUGCGCUAGAGAAGGCUGACUUUCUUCGGGAGCAUGUUUGUGUAACCCAGCUAGAGCUGGAGACGCUGAUUCAGCAUGCUAUUGAUGCUGAUAAUGCAGGAGUCAGUCCCAUAGGAAAUUCCUCUAACAACAGCAGUCACUGGGACCUUGGAAGUGCCUUUUUCUUUGCUGGAACAGUCAUCACAACAAUAGGGUAUGGGAACAUUGCCCCAAGCACUGUUGGAGGCAAGGUUUUCUGCAUCUUGUAUGCUAUCUUUGGGAUUCCGCUGUUUGGCUUCUUGCUGGCUGGGAUUGGAGACCAACUUGGAACCAUCUUUGGGAAGGGUAUUGCAAGGGUGGAAAAAGUUUUCAGAAAGAAGCAAGUGAGUCAAACAAAGAUCCGGGUGAUCUCUACCAUCCUCUUCAUCCUGGCAGGCUGCAUUGUCUUUGUGACCAUUCCCGCAGUUAUCUUCAAGCACAUCGAGGGAUGGACAGCCUUGGAGUCCAUCUACUUUGUGGUUGUCACUCUGACUACUGUUGGCUUCGGUGACUUUGUAGCAGGAGGAAAUGCUGACAUCCAUUACCGGGAGUGGUAUAAACCCUUAGUGUGGUUCUGGAUCCUUGUUGGCCUUGCCUAUUUUGCUGCUGUCCUGAGUAUGAUUGGAGACUGGUUAAGAGUCCUGUCCAAGAAGACAAAAGAAGAGGUUGGAGAAAUAAAAGCCCACGCAGCGGAGUGGAAAGCGAACGUGACGGCUGAGUUCAGAGAGACACGGAGGCGGCUCAGCGUGGAGAUCCAUGACAAACUUCAGCGGGCAGCCACCAUCCGGAGCAUGGAGCGCAGGCGCCUGGGCCUGGACCAGCGAGCCCACUCCUUAGACAUGCUCUCUCCAGAGAAGCGCUCUGUCUUUACUGCCUUGGAAACAGGACGCUUCAAGGCCUCAUCUCAGGAAAGCAUCAACAAUAGGCCUAACAACCUGCGCCUUAAAGGGUCAGAUCAGCUCAACAAGCACGGGCAGGGGGCAUCUGAGGACAACAUCAUUAACAAGUUUGGAUCAUCUGCUAAGAUGACCAAAAGGAAAAACAAAGACCUCAAAAAGACCAUCCCCGAGGAUGUACGUAAAAUUUACGAGACCUUCCGAAACUACUCCUUGGAUGAAGAAAAAAAGGAAGAGGAGACGGAGAAGAUGUGUAAUUCUGAGCACUCUUCUAGCACUGCAGUCCUGACCAACUGCAUCCAGCAGCACUCAGACAUGGAGAAUGGAGUGAUCCCCAAUGAAACCAAAGAAAGGGAACAUGAAAACAAAGCGUUACUUGAAGACAGAAAUUAAAUGUAAAAGAUGCUUGACUUGAAUUAACAAUGUUAGUGUUUUUAUAUACAUAUAUAUAUUGAGACACGUGCCUUAUACAGACUCCUUAUUCAGUCUGAAUUAUAUAGCAUCGAAGAAUAUUUCACUGUGCCAUAAAGACUCAAGCUUGCUCUGCCAAAACAAAUCAGGAACACAGCACUGCAGAAUGGCAACAGAAAGCUACACACAUGGAAAUUUCAGCCUGUGUAAGAUUACCAGGGCAAGACACAAAGGAAGAGAUUGAACCAUGGCAAUAUCACCAGAGUGCUCCUACCACGGCAUAAUAUUAGACAAAGGGCAGCUAUGUAAGAAGAGCCUUUGAAAGGGAUGAAAAAGCAUGUAUCUUUGUGAUGGAGUGUGCAUCCAUAAAGCCUUCCCCUGGUGAUGAAAAAGAGGAGAAAUGAUUGGAGUGAACUAGAAACUUUCAGUAAGGCUUAGUUUA